CCAAAACCGCUCUCUACAAUACCUUUCAUACACAGUCUCUCUCUUUCUCAACCUUCGAGAACCCUUUUGUGUCCUGUCCUGUAUAUAUACACCACCACUUCAACACUUCUCUCCAUCCAUUUUCCAACCUCAAUCACCCAACACCUAGUAUUAUUAUUCAAUGCCUGAAACUCCCCCAUCACUAGAAAGAAAAACAUAACAAGUCACCAUAUAAAGGAGUUAGAGUCAUUAAUAGGAGUUAGUUUGAGACUUGAAAGACUGAAAAGAAACUGAAAGUGGUCCAACCUAGUUAGACAACAAAAAAUGGCAUCGGAUAAGGUGGUGGAAACGGUCAUAGCAGGGAACUACGUGGAAAUGGAAACUGAAGGGAAGCCCAAGGACGUAAAAACCAAGCUAUCAAGCUUGUUGUGGCAUGGAGGUUCUGUUUAUGAUGCUUGGUUUAGCUGUGCUUCCAACCAGGUGGCCCAAGUGCUGCUUACGUUGCCAUACUCAUUCUCCCAACUGGGAAUGCUUUCUGGCAUACUUUUCCAAAUCUUCUAUGGUUUACUCGGAAGUUGGACAGCUUACCUCAUUAGCAUUCUCUACGUUGAAUACAGAACAAGAAAAGAGAGAGAAAAAGUUAACUUCAGAAACCAUGUCAUCCAGUGGUUUGAAGUUCUUGAUGGACUCCUCGGGAAGCACUGGAGAAACGUGGGUUUGGCCUUUAACUGCACAUUUCUUCUGUUUGGAUCUGUUAUACAAUUGAUAGCUUGUGCAAGCAACAUAUAUUACAUAAAUGACAACCUGGACAAGAGGACUUGGACUUACAUCUUCGGAGCUUGCUGUGCCACCACUGUCUUUAUUCCUUCCUUUCACAACUACAGAAUCUGGUCCUUUUUGGGCCUCCUUAUGACCACUUACACUGCUUGGUAUCUCACAGUUGCCUCUCUCCUUCACGGUCAGAUGGAAGGAGUUAAGCAUUCGGGUCCGACCAAAUUGGUUCUAUAUUUUACGGGGGCCACAAACAUUCUCUACACAUUCGGGGGACAUGCUGUUACUGUGGAGAUAAUGCACGCGAUGUGGAAGCCUCAAAAGUUCAAGGCCUUAUACUUACUGGCAACCCUGUAUGUGCUGACACUGACGCUUCCAUCGGCAGCAGCAGUGUAUUGGGCAUUUGGAGACAUGCUUCUAAAUCACUCCAAUGCUUUUGCUCUCCUUCCAAAAUCACCCUUCCGUGACAUGGCUGUCAUUUUAAUGCUCAUCCACCAGUUUAUAACAUUCGGGUUUGCAUGCACCCCAUUAUACUUCGUGUGGGAGAAAGCAAUAGGGAUGCACGAGUGCAAGAGCCUAUGCAAGCGUGCAUUGGUGAGAUUACCAGUGGUGAUCCCCAUAUGGUUCUUGGCCAUCAUAUUCCCCUUCUUUGGUCCCAUCAACUCCACCGUUGGCUCUCUCCUUGUCAGCUUCACCGUUUACAUCAUCCCCGCCCUCGCCCACAUCUUCACCUUCAGAUCACCCUCUUCCAGACAGAAUGCAGUGGAACAACCUCCCAAAUUUGUUGGAAGAUGGGUGGGAACCUUUAUUAUCAACACUUUUGUGGUGGUGUGGGUCCUAGUCGUAGGAUUUGGAUUUGGAGGGUGGGCCAGCAUGGUGAACUUCAUACGCCAGAUUGACACAUUUGGACUCUUCACAAAGUGUUACCAAUGCCCUCCACCGCUUCUACCACCUAUGCCGCCGCAUCAGCUCAACGCCACCGCGCCUUCGCCACUUCACCACCCUCAUCAUGCACACUAAGGAUUGCACUCUUUAAAGUUCAAAUUGAGACCCAUCUAUGAAGCCGCACCCUAGGCUCUUUGGUGAAAUUAUUAACGGUGCAAUACAUGUCAUUGUUACGUUGAGAAUGAUAAAUUUGUAAUGUAUUGGCCGUGUCAUAAUUAAACAUAUAAUGUAUUCUUCAAUUAUCUUUCUCUUUAUAGCCUUAAGGUAGUUUUGAGCACUUUGUCAUGGUCAGGUAUCAUAAGAAGAAAAAAGAAAAUAAAACGAUAAGGUUUAUGAUGAA
Glycine soja is the source of this 2035-nucleotide messenger RNA. Its product is annotated as auxin transporter-like protein 5. The coding region runs from base 304 to 1770 and encodes 488 amino acids. Lineage: Eukaryota; Viridiplantae; Streptophyta; Magnoliopsida; Fabales; Fabaceae. Gene Ontology annotation, cellular component: plasma membrane. The transcript is spliced from 8 exons. The record is from RefSeq and is a predicted model, not a curated record.